Messenger RNA from Aspergillus steynii IBT 23096, 1929 nucleotides. RefSeq lists its product as uncharacterized. The coding region runs from base 1 to 1929 and encodes 642 amino acids. The record is from RefSeq and is a predicted model, not a curated record. Gene Ontology annotation, molecular function: zinc ion binding; DNA-binding transcription factor activity, RNA polymerase II-specific; DNA binding. Gene Ontology annotation, biological process: DNA-templated transcription; regulation of DNA-templated transcription. NCBI's taxonomy places the organism in Eukaryota, Fungi, Ascomycota, Eurotiomycetes, Eurotiales, Aspergillaceae. The transcript is spliced from 4 exons.
AUGACCGACGGUUAUCGCUUCCAGCAAUUUGCUGCCCAUAAGGCAAGGCGGCGGAGAGCGGCUAUUGUCUGUAUUGGCUGUCAUGAGAGAAAGGUGAAAUGCGACCUGCAAGAGACAAGCGGGCGUGGAUGCAGCAAAUGCAGCAACUGCGCAGCGGCGGGUGUAACCUGCAGGACCCGACCGUCGAAGCGUAAGCGUCAAAAUAGCAAGACGUCCAAUGCAACCGCCGACAAUGAACAUGAAGCUUUGCGACCGACGACCCCUCCAGCAUCGAUAAACUCCAGUCAUGGCUUUCCCAGCGAUGAGACACCGUCUGGUGUCAACGAUGGCAUGUCGUUCUUCGGACUCCACGAGCUCUGCAAUGCUGCGUCGUUGGCGAGGAACCCUUACCCAGCUCACCAAAGUCCUCAUGGGACAGCACUUACCCCGGGGCAAAAUGACACGAUCGCUCGCCAGGCAGACGCUGCCGACAGCUAUCUCGGGGAUCCGGGGUAUGGAGAAGUCUAUGGCUCAGAGAUUCGACUCAAUGCCGACGAUCAACGGAGACAAGCCCAGGUGCCACCAGCCUUCGUUGAUUUACCCCCACCAGAGCUCCUGCAAGGCUUCGAGGAGACGUACUUUGAGUAUUGCUCUACCUGGUGCCCGGUAUUAGAUAAAGACAUCAUAGAAGAUGAUCUAGGGGCAUCACCACUAGUUGUGAACGCACUCUCCCUGGCCGCAAGCCAUGUCCAGCCCCCGGUGAUUCUCCACGCAGAACCGGCCACUUAUUACGGUCGCGUCAAAGCGCUGUUCUACGGCGAUCAAGAGCCAAAUCUCGUCAUGUGCUUGAAAGCAAUAGCUCUCGUGUACUGGUGGAGUCCACGUCCUCCCUCUAGAGUUCAUCGCGACUCGUCCUGGUGGUGGACGACGGUCGCUAUCCGACAUGCUCAACAUGGAGGCUUCCACAGGGAACCGAGAUCAGGUCAGCUGGACCGAUCGCAGUUUGACAGCGGUCUGCGACGGAGACUGUGGUGGACGUUUUUCGCACGAGAACGAUUAACGGCAUUGUGUCAAUGCCGACCGUGUGUGAUCGACCCGGAGGAUUGCAAUAUUUCAGAGCCCACGUUGAACGAUUUCCCUGUCCAGGACAUCAAGGCCGAGAUAUUCAUUCAGUGGGUGAAGCUCUGCGGCGUCAUCGGAAACAUCGCCAAACAUCUGAUGCGCACGAGCAACAACAUGACACUGCAUUUCCCUGUGAACCACGCCCAGGACUUAAUCGCAUGGGCACAUUCUCUUCCCAGUCACCUGUCUUUGCCCAUUGGAUCCGACCGUACGGUAUCUUUCAAUCGCGACGUGCACCAGCUGCAUCUGCCAUAUUUAGCAACUAUUAUUGUCCUACAUCUGAGCCAGUCUGCAAGACCGCUGCCCCGAGCAUAUCCGGCAGCAAUUCUCGCGGCAUCAUGUAUAGCACGAAUCUUGAAAGACUGCCUUGCCCGCGGUCGCAUUCGCUACCUAAUGGGCAUCUCGUGCUGGUAUUGCGGCAUGGCGAUGCUCGCUCUCCUGCAUGCUCGGCGUAUCCCCCAUCUGUCGAGAUACGCAGAGGAAGAUGUGCAAAUCGUACUGUUGGCUCUGAAGCAGCUCAAGAUCAUGUGGCCGACCGCCGAUAUCUUCCUGCAGGGCUUCGAGAGGUUGCGCAGUACGGCGGCUGAUUCACCCUCCGCAGAUGAGGCCUUUGACCUAGAAGACAUCAGUUUGAUUCACGGGAUUGAGUGGACUAGCUAUUUCCCUUUUGUGACGACGCGGACGAGUGGUCUGGCGCAUAUCUUGCUGAGCAAUCGGCAGAUGGAGUUGCCUCUUGACGAGGUAGGCCUCGAGCUGAGCACGUUCGAGGUGAAUGAUUUGUUUCGGCACUUUGAUGGGUUUUUGGACAUGGCUGCUUUUGGAGGAUAG